Messenger RNA from Eriocheir sinensis (Chinese mitten crab), 6667 nucleotides. It is a transcript of the gene Myd88, whose product is annotated as myeloid differentiation primary response protein MyD88-like. Bases 256 to 1674 code for a protein of 472 amino acids. Gene Ontology annotation, biological process: defense response to Gram-positive bacterium; innate immune response; MyD88-dependent toll-like receptor signaling pathway. Gene Ontology annotation, cellular component: plasma membrane. The transcript has 16 exons. Lineage: Eukaryota; Metazoa; Arthropoda; Malacostraca; Decapoda; Varunidae. Gene Ontology annotation, molecular function: Toll-like receptor binding; TIR domain binding. The record is from RefSeq and is a predicted model, not a curated record.
GGGGCGGAGGACGGUGGCGAUCAGCUGACGGGGUAAACAAAGCGUCCCUCCCGAGCAACAGGUGGACUUUGAGGAGUGGCUCCCUAAACUCCUCCCUCGGAUCUCCUUGACGUGGUACCAAUUAGACCUGCUUGUUAAUGAAGCAUAAAGGCCACUGUAAGGCACACUCUUCAACCAUGAAGCACGGGAGGUGAGCCUCACCCGAUGGUUUAGUCGUGGUUUGUCCGUGUGAGGCCUUCAACAAUACUCAACAAAAUGUCAGCUGUCCGAGGAGAGGUAGCGGAGGCUCCCGUGAGAAUACUGAGCGCAGCCACAAGGAAACACAUGGCGUGCCGACUUGAUUCCCGAAAGAUCUUGUUAGCCUCUCCAGGAGUCCACAGAGACUGGAGAGGUGUGGCUGAACAAGCAGAUCUGGAUGUGAGCAGCAUUAGUUGCUGGGGAAAAAUUUCCCCAACAGAACAUUGUUUACACAUACUUGGACAGAAAGGAAGUCUGGUGGGUCAGCUGUGGAACUAUUUAGAGAACAUGGAUCGCUUUGAUAUAUUGGAUGAUACUCGAGAAAUGAUAUAUGCUGAUUAUGACAAGGUUGUAAGCCAGGGAAGUGGUGCCUUGGCUGCCUUGCCUCCUCCCAUGGACCAGCUGGUGACUGAUAUAGCUGUUUAUGACAAUAACGUUCUCACUAUUGAUGACCAUAAAAAUUUGAGCUUGGGCCUUGGACUGCAACAAUACACAGCCCUGGUCCUGUUUGCCGAUGAAGAUAUUGAUUUUGUUCAAGAAAUGGUGGAGAAGUUAGAAGGAGAAUAUGGUCUAAAGCUCUGCCUAAAAGAUAGAGACUUAGUUGGAGGCCUCCAGUUUGAGUCUGACAGCAUCGUGCGGCUGAUCAUUGAGCGCUGUAUGAGGGUCAUUGUUGUUCUGUCACCUGAGUUCUUGGCAUCCAACGCAAACAACUUCUUUGUUCUGUUUGCUCAUGCCCUUAGCAUAGAUCAACGGAGGCGUAUUGUUAUUCCAUGCCUCUACAAGCCCUGUGUCAAGCCGCCUGUGAUCAGCUUUUGCCAUUCUCUGGACUACUAUCGUGCUAAAGGAUACUGGAACUACUGGGAAAAGCUGCGAGACUCCCUUACGUAUCAACCUUAUUCCCCUGCCAGAAGAGAGCCGGGAGUAAGGAUACGAGAAAUAUCCGGGACCUCCACGUCGUCCCAGGUGUCCACCAGUUCUCUCAGUCUCACCACACCCUCGCCAUCGCAGUCGCCAAGUUUUUUCUCCAAGUUUCUUCGUAGAUCAGAUCAAAAAGGAAAAGCUAAAAGUGGCCCUGCUGCUCUAAAGGAUGUUGAUCAAGCUGACAAAGAUGAAGUCAAUCAGUCAGAACUGGAUGAACAGGAUGCCAUUGGUGAAAAUGGAUUUCCCUACAGUUCUGCCAUCCCAAUACAAGAGUCAAACCGGGGACCUUAUCUUAAGCUGAACCCAUCCUCUGCCUCAGGGGAGUCAAGUGAUUACACAGGUGUCUUUGAGAGCUUACCAGACGUUCCCACAACUUCACCAUGUGCCAGCCCCAUGAGCACCACCAGUUCUGCAGCUCUCUUGUUACCAGAGGACUCUACAUCCACCUCAAGAUCACCUUCCAGAAUUUUUGAGAAAUUUUUCAAAGGCAGGAAAAAACAUAAAGUACCUAUGUAACUAAUCUCUCAUAUAUUCAUAGCUACACACAUGUAACAAAAUGUUAGGAUAAUAAGCUUAAUAUGUUUCCAAUUGCAUGUUGUAAGAGGUGACUGUCGUAACAGUGUUGAGGCUGAGGACUGGAAUCCCUGUCACUUUUUUUGUCCUGAACAUGUCAACAGACUGGUCACUUGGGCUUUCCUCUGCCUCAAUGAGAAAGCUAGUUACGGAUUUCCAAAAUAUGUGUUAUAUUCAUGUUAUGUUAUUCAUCAAUUAUACAUUUUUUAUGUUAAAUGUAAUAUGGUUAGGCAAAGUCAUAUGCCAAGCUUAAAAACAUUUCUUUAGUAUAUAUCAUCAAAGUAAAGUAUAUUUGUUCACCAGUAAACUACCAGUUUGGUAAGUAGAUUUCUAUCCAUCGUGUUCUAUGUAAGCCGUGGAAAUGAAUUUUAAUCAUUGCAGACUGGAGUCUCUGCUUCACACCUAUGUUCAGAAAAUGGUAUUUAUGUGUAUGUCAACAAGCAAUUAAAUAUCUAAAACAGAAUGGAAUGUGAAACUUAUGUUUAGCAAAAAGUUUGGGCAAUGUAUAUUUUUGCUUCACUGCAGUUGCUGGCUGGUAGAUCCAACAUAUUCAUGCUUUGGGAGAGGGUGGCUGAGAUUAGUGUGCAGUUGUGGCAUUGUGAAGAACUGAGUUCAAGUCCCACCUGCCACUACAAACUGGCAAUUUUCAGUCAUCAGCAAGUGGCAAAAGACAACCCACUCACUGUCCUCAUGAACACCCACACUCUAGCGAAACUCUCUCAAGAGGAUCAAGUGGAGCUCCUUGAGGGCACUAUGAGCCAAGCAAGAAUAAAGGUAAAGUUAGAUUCAUUUGGCAUAACUAUGCAUGACCUUAGUGUUCAGCUCCAUAGCAUUGUCCCUUGAGCAUGUGGUGGGUAAGAGCCCAGGAUACAGGGCAGGUUUGACAUUCAGGUUACAACAAUUUACCUUCCCCAGGUUUCCUGAGGUAACCAUUUAUUGACCAACCAUAAAGGGAGCAUAAACAGCUGGGUGAACUGCCCACUGACUGCCUGGGCCGAAAUUCCAACCCAGGCCCAUGGAUUUGUAGCUAGGCAUGCUAACCACCUUAUGGAGGGAAGUAUAGUAAGAAUGGCACCAGUAUAAAGUAUUUGCCUGCUAAUGGGCAGGGGCCAACUAACAGGCCCCAUCAUGAAAGCUUACUGGCACUAUAGGCAAUGCUACUGUUUCUGGACAAUAUGUCAAUGUUCUGGAUAGGAGAAUAAAACUAAAUUGGUAUGUAGGGUAGGCGGUGGCUGAGUGGUUAGCGUGUGGGUCCCGCAUUCACCGCGCCAUGGACGAUGUCGGUUCAAAUCCCCACACUACCACCUGGGAUUUUUCAGUCACCGCUGAGUGGCUUAAGACUACCCACAUGCUGUCCAGAAGACCACCCAUCUACCCGGACUAGAAGAAGCCGUCCAAGUGAAUCAAUAAUGAGUUCCAGGGGGGCAGCAUGAGCCAAGCAUAACUGGCGCCACUAUGAAAAAAUUGCCUGUGCCACAACGGGCUUGGGCCGACCACCAGGCCCCUGAAGAAAGCCUACUGACGCUUCAGGCCGAGUCAUAAAAAAAAAAAGAAUCAAGAAUGAGUUCCAGGGGGCAGCAUGAGCCUGGCAUAAAUGGCGUCACUAUAAAAAUUGCCUGCGCCAUGAUGGGCUUGGGCCGACCACCACGCCCCUUAAGAAAGCCUACCAGUGCUACAGGCAAAGACGUAAAAAAAAAAGAAAAAAUGUAUGUAUAUGUUUAUGAGUCAUAAAUGGAAAGUUAAACAGCAGAGCAAAAAUCACCCAUCAUGUAUAUUUAGUUAACUCCUCAUUUAAUUCUUUUUUCAGGGAGCAGAUUUUUUUGAUUACUUAUUUUUCAUAUAAAGCAAGUGAAAUUGAAGAAAUUGUGAGAGCAAUAGCCUCGUUUUCAUGUCUCGGCAAAACCUGUAGGUGGAUGGUAUAUAGAUAAAUAGUGUCAUGACUGGUAUGUGACCUAUAAAUCAAUAUCAGGGUGAAGUGCUUAUAACGGAUAGCAAUUAAUGUUGUUCACUUUUACAUAGAAAAUACUUAAGUCAACUUAUAAGCUGAGUAUCAUUAGCAGGAAACUAAAUGAUAGGGAACUAACAAUGGCUGAAGGUGGUGGAGAUACUGAUUAGUGAUACUUAUUUACAUUGUGUAGUGGAAUAUAUACACACACACACACACACACACACACACACACACACACACACCACGUACUUAAGGUCAAAACAAGAAGGGAACAUACAGGUCAAAGGGAGAAGGGAACAUACAGGUCAAAAGGAGAAGGGAACAUACAGGUCAAAAGGAGAAGGGAACAUACAGGUCAAAAGGAGAAGGGAACAUACAGGUCAAAAGGAGAAGGGAACAUACAGGUCAAAAGGAGAAGGGAACAUACAGGUCAAAAGGAGAAGGGAACAUACAGGUCAAAAGGAGAAGGGAACAUACAGGUCAAAAGGAGAAGGGAACAUACAGGUCAAAAGGAGAAGGGAACAUACAGGUCAAAAGGAGAAGGGAACAUACAGGUCAAAAGGAGAAGGGAACAUACAGGUCAAAAGGAGAAGGGAACAUACAGGUCAAAAGGAGAAGGGAACAUACAGGUCAAAAGGAGAAGGGAACAUACAGGUCAAAAGAAGAAGGAAACAUACAGGUCAAAAGGAGAAGGGAACAUACAGGUAAAAAAAAAGAAGGAAACAAACAGGUAAAAAGAAAAAAAGAAGGAAUAGCUCAAAAGAAGAAAGAACAGACCAAAAGAAGAAGAAGAAGAGCUAAAAAGAGAAGCAGCCAAGCAGGGAACAUGGCGUCAACAGGUGAAGGAGUAAUAUCAGUCAGCCCCUUCAGUGCCCCUUUCCGUGUGUCCGGGGGCGUGGCAGUCUGCAGGAGGAGGCACGGGGCACCCAGGAGUCCCCAGCCACGUGAAGACCCAGCUGAGGAGGGUUCUGAUGGGGUGAAAUAAGUGGUAAAUAUGUUUCAGUUCUGGUGUGUGUGUUUGGUCCAUAUUACUGUUAUUAUGAAGCCACAGAAGCGUGAAAUUAUAUAAUAGAAACAAUUAAACGGGUCACAGUGUUAGUAUGAGCUUGUGUCCCGUAUUCCACAAGCCGUCAUAGCUGUCGGUCAUAGCGAAACAACAUGGCGCAUUUCGGGCAUAACUCCGUCAGAAACAACGAUGCCAGAUUGUCGUACUCUGCCUCUUUUGUUUGCCGAUUUCCGACCCCAAAACUGCUUUCAUCACCCAAAUAACUGCCUUCAUAUGUAGUUAUAGUUAAAGUGGUUAAUUAUUGGGGCUUCUUGGCAAUAGCUAUGGCUCAGAAACCGGUAAAUACGCGGCUCUGAGUACGAUAAUCUGGCACCGGUGGUCAGAAACUCUUGUGGUCGACCAUAAAAUUGCGCGGGACGCUGUGUGGGGCUUAUGACCGUCACAACUCACAAGAGGGUCAGCAUGGCAGCACCACAACAACAAGAUCCCCAGCCCAGGAAUAUUUUACGAAGAAGGGACGUGCUGAACGAGCUUAGUGAUGAUGAGCUCAUCCAGAGAUACCGUCUCGACAGGGAGGGUAUACUGUUCGUCACCAAUCUUGUGCGGGAAGCCUUGUCGAGUGACACAAGGAGGAGAAGCCCGCUCACCCCGGAGAUGAAGGUGAUCCUGACCCUGCGGUAUCUUGCCACGGGGAACAUGCGAAUGUGCAGCAGCGACGGCCUCGGCCCCUCACAACCCAGCAUCAGCAGGGCCAUCACCCAGACCAUUGAGGCCCUUGUGAACAUCAACAUCAUCAAGCGGUUCAUCAGUUUCCCCACCACCCAAGACGUUACCGAGGCGAACAAGGCAGACUUCAUGAACAUUGCUAAUUUUCCCGGGGUUAUUGGUGUCGUUGAUGGGACACACAUAAGAAUUGUGGCACCAAAGGAGGAGGAAGACGUGUUCGUCAACCGCGAGGGAUAUCACAGUAUUAAUGUCCAGGUCAUAUUCGAUGCCAACUGUCGAAUAUUGGACAUCCUUGCGAAGUGGCCUGGGGCAGUGCAUGAUGCACGCAUUUUGAAUGGCUGUGGAGUGGCAGCAUUGUUCCAGAGAGGGCAUGUGCCACCAGGGAGUCACUUGUUGGGAGACGGUGACUAUCCCAGCAAGCCAUGGCUCCUGACACCAUACCUGCACCCUCUGCCUGGACCUCAGUCACACUAUAAUAGUGCCCACAAACGGACAUGGAGUGUCGUAGAACGGGGAAUAGGACAGCUCAAGCGCCGCUUUCACGUCCUACAGAGCGAGGUCCGAUUAACUCCCCCGGUGAAGGUGUGCAGGCUGAUACAUGUAUGCGGCAUGCUCCACAACAUCUGUAAGGACAGGAAUAUUCCAAUUCCUUUUGAUGUGGCUCAACCUAAUGUUGAAGAAGGGGAUCUUGCUGUGGCACAAUCUGAGGAUGUGCAAGUAGCACCACCACCUCCAGCUGGGCAGCAGAACGAAGAUUGCCCGUAUCGAGAUGAAUUCUGCAACUUGCAUUUCAACAACGAAGACUGAAACCCGUUCCUCAGUACGGCUGGCCAAGUACAUGCCAAGUGGUAUGUGUGUUGGCCAGCCCAUCCCCAUCAAGAUGUCUGGCCAUUAGAACCCCAGUUUUGAAGUUAUGAGGUUCCAUCUCCUGUCGGCACACAGCUAUCCAUGCACACUUCAGUCAUCUCUCAUCCUUCCAUCACUCCUUUGAUCUCAAAGAAUGAAACAGACUGCUCCUGAAAGUUGCCUGGAUGCGCACGGCCUCCAGAGAAGUAGCUUGGUUCAGAUGGCUAGCAUAGACCACAGAGGGGCACAACACCUGGCAGCCUGCAUUGCACCACAUCACACCUGAAAGAAGAAAAAUUCAAAUGAAGUUGCAGUAAUCUAUGAUAAAUUAGAUUUACUAAUCUUUUCCUGUAACUCAUUGUCUAAUGAAACCUAUGUAAGAUUGUUCAAUAAUAAUACAAAACACAAUA